Molecule: messenger RNA, 2032 nt
Organism: Procambarus clarkii (red swamp crayfish)
Lineage: Eukaryota; Metazoa; Arthropoda; Malacostraca; Decapoda; Cambaridae
Product: serine/threonine-protein kinase Nek3
Biological process (GO): protein phosphorylation
Molecular function (GO): ATP binding; protein kinase activity
Source: RefSeq, a predicted model, not a curated record
GGCGAGUUCAUUCUCAAAUUCAGGGCAGUGUUGCCGCGUUGGCGACCUCAGUCUGUGUUUUCUCAUGCUGGUGGACGCAUAGGAGACAUCUGUCCUGGAAACCCUAGUAACCGGAGGCCAAGUAUAUAAUAUCAGCCAAUCUGGAUUCUCAGGGCGCAGCAGUGAUGGCUGCCAGGUUCAGGAAGGUGUCGAGGAUCGGACGAGGAACAUUCGGCGAGGCCUGGCUGGUCACCAGUAAAUGUUCCGGUAGGAGGUAUGUUGUGAAAGAGGUACGGGUGGAGGACAUGUCUAGAGACGAACUGGAGAAGACCUGGACAGAGGUGGCCAUCCUGGCCCGGUGUAAACACUCCAGUAUCAUCCGCUAUAAGGAAUACUUCAUGCUGGAGGGCCCGGCCACAAUGUGUCUUGUCAUGGAGUACGCAGACGGAGGAGACUUGUCGCUGCGUGUGAAGGCGGCGAGGAGGAAGGGGGAGAUGCUGGACGAACAUUCAAUUCUAUACUGGUUCGUGCAGGUCAUUUUCGCCGUCCAGUACCUUCACGUCAACAACAUCCUCCACAGAGAUUUAAAGACGCAAAAUAUAUUCCUGACGAAGAGCAAUUUGGUGAAGGUUGGGGACUUCGGCAUAGCGAGGUUCCUGAGAGGCAGACAAGACCUGGCUACGACGGCCGUGGGCACACCUUACUAUCUCUCUCCUGAGAUAUGCCAGCGGCAGCCGUAUAACCAAAAAUCUGACAUGUGGGCGGUGGGCUGCGUGUUGUACGAGCUCGGCGCCCUCAGACACCCAUUUGAAUCUAACUGUUUUGAGGACCUCGUGAUGAAGAUCCUCAGAGGCAGCUACCGACCCUUGCCUCAGAAGUUCUCUAGCCUAGUGCAAGACCUGGUGCAGGUGAUGCUGCGGACCCAGCCCCAGCGGCGCCCCUCGGCCGACGCCCUCCUGGUGCUGCCCGCUCUCAAGCCUUAUGUCGAGAACUACCUCAAGCACGAGGAGUUGAUCUCCCAGUGCUCCAGGCCUCACUGUGGGAGCGGUGGCACUGAGGAAAACAAUAAGGACACUCUCAGAAGACAGAAACUGUCUUGCAUCAUUCCCAGGGUCCAGGCACUCAAGAAGAGACCGCGGGAGGGUCAUGGCAGUGUUGACCUCGGCCUCCUCUGCCCCCGUCAGGAGGCAACACCAAAUGAAGAUGCUGAAAAUUUUGCUGCUGCUGCUGCGGCGUGCAUUGUACGACCACGUUGUGCCUCUGACUCGGCUGUGGGGCGGGAUCCCCCCACACCCACACCGACCACCGUGGCCAAGUGUGUGCCAAAGCUGGGAUUAGAGGGUGACCACGUCUUCCUGACUCCCCAAAGAAUUUUACCCCGAAAUAAAGUUAAAAAGAGAGUGGACACACCUGUGCCUAAGGGAAACGGAAGGGACUACUACCCUUCCUGCCUGCAGCCAGAGGAACUCAACCAGCAGCAGGUGGUGGUACAGCAGCAAGAAAAUCAGCAGCAGCAGCAGGUGGUGGUACAGCAGCAAGAAAAUCGGCAGGUGGUGGUGCAGCUGCAGCUAGAGAGCGAGAGGGGGGAGGAACAACAUUCCUACGAAAGGCGGGACAGCCUAGCAUGCCUGCAGAACAUUCCCUCUGAAGGUGAAUGGGUUGGUGGUGGAGACGGCGUGCCAAAGUGUUCUCGUGUAGGUUUCGGCGUCACCUACGUGGUGAAGAGGUCCUGUGAAGCAGAGCCCUGCCAGUGAGGCAACACUGAAGGGUCACUUUCUGCACUGCUCACUGUGUCACGGCUUUAAACACUAAUAGUCAAAUUUCAAUGGGAUGAAAGUUAAUUUUUAUAUGCCUGCUGUUCAGACAUUUUUAUUUAUGAAAGGUUUUACGAAGUUUUUUAAUGUUAAUUUUAUCCUAAUUUACAUAUUUUAUCUAUACAUGUUAAGUAGGCUAUUGUAAGCACUCUUGACGUGUCGGUCAUGUGUAUACCCAUGUGUCUUAAUUCCCUUAAGGCAAAUAAACAGUUUGAUGAUUAAUAAACUACUACUCAAUG